AUGCGCUGUUUCUGUUGUCAGUUCCUGUUUUCGGUGUUGGUGUCGAUCACACCAAGUGUUGGUCAUCCUAUUGCUGGUUUCGAGGACGCGGCGGCCGUGGCGGCAGCGGAGGAGAAUCUUCGACUCUGUCAAGGGGGAUCCGAUAACGCCAGGCACGUGACGCUGUUCACGUCCGGCUUCGGUAGCCAGGAGUCCUGGAAGUAUGAGACGGUGGAGAAGGAGGUCAUCCUACAGGUUGUCCUCGAGCGCUUGGGCGACAGGAUUUAUGGGAAGGAGUUCAGUUGCGGCAAGGGCUACGGCCACGAACAGUGGUACUCUCGGGUCGCGCAUUACGUCAAGAUCGAGCUGGCCAAGAACAAGGUUUACAUGCAGACCCACGGAUCUCUUCUGGAAGAACGCUUCGCGAGGGCGGAGAUGCAACACCUCAGGGACUGGUUCGUCGCGCAGAAGGGGAAUUACACCGCAGCCAUGAAGAAGAAAGGCACGGGCUCGGAAGGAGGCCGGAUUCAGAGGUCUCCUAACAAAUUCCAGCAGCUGAGGGCCCACAUCUUCUCCGGCAACGCUGCUGCGAACAAGCGGAAGUUUAUGCGGGAGGUUGUCAAUGUUGAGAACGGGAAGCGCCCUAAGGUUGCGCCUGCAGAUGCCGGUGGUGCGGCUGGUGCCUCGGGUGGUGGCGCCAGCAGUGGUCAGGGUGGGGGAAAGGGGAAGGGAAAACGGCGCAAGAUGGCUAGAGCUAACGGCGGAGGUCGCGACACGAGCGGGGAAUCCCAAGCGCCCGGUGGCGACGACGCGGCGGGGGAAGGCAGCGGCGGGGGAAAAAAGAAAAGUCGUCGGAAGGCAGCACCGGUGGCGAUGGAGGAGGAUAACCAGGAGGAUCCCCCGAUGGACGUAGGCGGAGAUGACUGGGCCCCCUCGGAAUCGGAGGACAAAGAGGAACUGCGCAGCCGAGGGGGGGCUGGUGGAGAGGGCGGUAUGUCUGACGGCGACUUGGAAGACGUGGCUGACGACAGCUCACCAGACGUGGUGGAAGUAAAGCGUAAGGGUCGCCGCAGGAAAUCCGAGAAGUUCGAUCCGAAAAGUUUCCAGCUCGAGGCAAGGAAGGAGAGAGACGAACGUGACAAAGCGUUCACGGCCACCAUGCUACAAGGUGUAGGAAUGACCCUCGGCGGGCGUGGGCAGAAGGACGGGUCAGGCGCCGCCGAUAGUGCCGGUGGUGCGUCUGGCGUGGAUCAUGGGAAGAUGGAGACUUCGGAGAAAUCAGUUUCCCUGCUCAGAAACAGUUUGCAAGACUCGAUUUUGGCCGCAAAGGAAGGGUACGGCAGUCAGGCCGCAGUAAAAAACAAGAACAAGCUAUACCAAGAAGCCGUUGCCCGGCAGGAGGCCUUGAUCUCCGGAGUCGACGAUGGGUGA
Messenger RNA from Ectocarpus siliculosus, 1410 nucleotides. Lineage: Eukaryota; Phaeophyceae; Ectocarpales; Ectocarpaceae. The record is from the annotation of a GenBank genome assembly.